Molecule: messenger RNA, 7379 nt
Organism: Solea senegalensis (Senegalese sole)
Lineage: Eukaryota; Metazoa; Chordata; Actinopteri; Pleuronectiformes; Soleidae
Gene: ckap5
Product: cytoskeleton associated protein 5
Exons: 45
Coding region: 157-6321 (2054 amino acids)
Biological process (GO): mitotic spindle organization; microtubule polymerization; establishment or maintenance of microtubule cytoskeleton polarity
Cellular component (GO): kinetochore; spindle pole; centrosome
Molecular function (GO): microtubule plus-end binding; microtubule plus end polymerase activity
Source: RefSeq, a predicted model, not a curated record
UCCUUUGUUGUUGGAGUAUAAAGCUCGGCGGGGUCUGGCUCGGCUCAGGUCAGUGUCGGUGUGCCUCUGUUUGUGUGGACAUUUCGCGCUGGUUCGUCUUCGAACAGUCAAAGCAGUUGAGCACCUUUGGGGAAGCCCACCCCUCCAGUGGCAAACAUGGGGGACGAUAGCGAGUGGAUGAAGCUUCCCAUCGAUCAGAAAUGUGAACACAAGGUGUGGAAAGCCCGCCUGAACGGUUAUGAAGAAUCUCUGAAGUUGUUUCAGAGGAUUGAGGAUGAGAAGAGUCCAGAGUGGGGGAAAUUCCUGGGACUGAUAAAGAAGUUUGUCACAGAGUCAAAUGCCGUGGCUCAGCUCAAAGGCCUGGAGGCGGCGCUGGCCUUCGUCGGGAACGCUCAUCUCGCUGGAAAGACCACAGCUGAUGUGGUGUCGGGUGUGGUGACCAAAGUCUUCAACCAGCCAAAGGCUCGGGCCAAGGAGCUGGGCAUGGACAUCUGUCUAAUGUACGUAGAGAUCGAAAAGGCCGAGGUGGUUCAGGACGAGCUACUCAAAGGACUUGACAACAAGAACCCAAAGAUCGUGGUGGCCUGUAUCGAGACGCUCAGGAAGGCUCUCAGCGAGUUUGGCUCGAAGAUUGUGACGUUGAAGCCAGUGGUGAAGAUCUUGUCCAAACAGUUUGAGUCCAGAGAGAAGGCGGUGAGAGAUGAAGCCAAGCUGCUGGCUGUGGAGAUCUACAGGUGGAUCAGAGACGCCCUGAGACCUUCACUGCAGAGCAUCAACUCUGUCCAGCUGAAGGAGCUGGAGGAGGAGUGGACCAAGCUCCCGUCUUCUCCUCCCAAACAGACCAGGUUUCUGCGCUCGCAGCAGGACCUGAAGGCCAAGUUUGAGCAGCAGAGUGCACAGGGAGGGGCAGAGAGUGACGGAGAAGAUGUGGAAGAAACGGAGUCAGCUGUGGAUCCAUACGAGCUGCUGGAAGCUGUGGACAUUCUGUCCAAGAUUCCCAAAGACUUCUACGAGGACAUCGAGGCUAAAAAGUGGCAAGAGAGGAAGGCGGCUCUGGAGGCCAUCGAGGUUCUGACCAAGAACCCCAAACUGGAGAGUGGAGAUUACGGAGACCUCGUGAGGGCACUGAAGAAGGUUGUGGGGAAAGACGCCAACGUGAUGCUGGUGUCAAUGUCAGCUAAAUGUCUGGCUGCACUGGCCUCUGGUCUCAGGAAGAAAUUUGGACCCUACGCAGGACAAGUGGUUCCAACCAUUCUGGAGAAGUUCAAGGAGAAGAAACCUCAGGUGGUCCAGGCUCUGCAGGAGGCCAUAGACGCCAUCUUCCUCACUACGACAAUGCAGAACCUUUCAGAAGACGUUCUGAGUGUGAUGGACAACAAGAACCCGUCCAUUAAGCAGCAGGCCUCUCUGUUUCUGUCCCGCUCCUUCAGACACUGCACACAGACCACUCUGCCCAAGGGUGUCCUCAAACCUCUCUGUGCUGCUCUCACUAAGCAAGUGAAUGACUCUGCUCCAGAAGUGCGCGACGCCGCCUUCGAAGCUUUGGGGACAGCCAUGAAAGUGGUGGGAGAGAAAGCCGUGAACCCUUUCUUGGCUGACCUGGAUAAACUCAAACUGGACAAGAUAAAGGAGUGUGCUGAUAAAGUGGAGCUGCCUGGGGGGAGGAAGGGUGCAGGAGGAAGCAGCGUUGGAGCAGCAGGAGGUGGGAACAAGUCGUCUUCAGCUAAAGCCCCUUCCACUGCUCAAGCACCACCCAAAUCCUCCGGCCCACCCAAGAAGGCAGCAACGGCUGCUGCCAGCAAGCCGUCAUCAGGUCCGCCUAAAAAAGGCAAAGCAGCCUCUGCAGGUGGCAAGAAGACUCCCGACAAUAAAGAGGUCAUAGAGAAUCAACUGUCGACUGAGGUGUGUGAGGAGCUGGCAGCAGGUGUACUUCCUGCUUCUUGUCUGCAGCAGCUGGACUCGGCCAACUGGAAGGAGCGACUGGCCAGUAUGGAAGAGUUCCAGAGGGCUGUGGAAACCAUGGAAAAGGCAGAUAUGCCGUGUCAGGCUUUAGUCAGGAUGUUGGCCAAGAAACCAGGCUGGAAGGAAACCAACUUUCAGGUGAUGCAGAUGAAGCUGCACGUCGUGGCCCUCGUCGCUCAGCGGGGACAGUUCUCAAAGACAUCCGCCUCCGUGGUUCUGGACGGUCUGGUGGAUAAAGUUGGAGACGUCAAAUGUGGCGGGAAUGCAAAGGAGGGACUGACGGCGAUCGCAGAGGCCUGCUCACUGCCGUGGACCGCGGAACAGGUCGUCUCCAUGGCUUUUGCACAGAAGAAUCCCAAAAACCAGGCUGAGACUCUGAACUGGCUGGCUAAUGCCAUGAAGGAGUUUGGUUUUGCAGGGAUCAAUGUGAAGGGCUUCAUCAACAAUGUGAAGACGGCUCUGGGCGCCACGAACCCGGCCGUCAGGACGGCGGCCAUCACACUGCUCGGAGUCAUGUUCCUCUACAUGGGAGCUCCUCUGCGCAUGUUCUUCGAGGAUGAGAAGCCAGCGCUCCUCACACAGAUCAACGCUGAGUUUGAAAAGAUGCAAGGCCAGUCUCCACCUGCUCCGACCAGAUUCACCAAGAAGACGGCGGCAUCAGCGGACGACGAGGCUGAUGAGGGAGACGAGCAGGAUGAGGACAGAGGAGGACAGGACAUCAUGGACCUUCUCCCCAGGACGGACAUCAGUGACAAGAUCACAUCUGACCUGGUGUCUAAGAUUGGUGAUAAGAACUGGAAGAUCAGGAAAGAAGGUCUGGACGAGGUGGCGUCCGUCAUCUCGGACGCCAAGUUCAUCACGGCCAACAUCGGAGACCUGCCGCUCGCACUGAAGGGACGACUUGGCGAUUCCAACAAGAUUCUGGUGCAGCAGACCCUGACCAUCCUGCAGCAGCUGGCCACAGCCAUGGGACCUGGACUGAAGCAGCAUGUCAAAGCUCUGGGUAUCCCUGUCAUCACUGUGCUGGGAGACAGCAAGCCUAAUGUGAGGGCGGCGGCCUUGAUGACUCUCCAGUCGUGGGUGGAGCAGACUGGGAUGAAGGAGUGGCUGGAGGGAGAGGAUCUGUCCGAGGAGCUGAAGAGAGAAAAUCCCUUCCUGCGUCAGGAGGUUCUGGGCUGGUUGGCAGAGAAGCUGCCCACGUUGAGGACAGUGUCCGCUGAUCUGAUGCUGUGCGUCCCUCAGCUGUACGCCUGCUUAGAGGACAGAAACGGUGAUGUAAGGAAGAAGGCUCAGGACGCCCUGCCUGCCUUCAUGAUGCACCUGGGCUACACCAAAAUGACAAAGGCCACAGGGAAACUCAAAUCGGCUUCCAAGGAUCAGGUGUUGGCUAUGUUGGAAAAGGCUCGAGCGGCGGUUCCCGAAAAACCUGCUGCUCCCACCAAGACUGGAGUAGAGAGGGAUUCGGCAGAGAUGAGCAGAGCCCCGUCAGCCUCCAGGUCUCAGCCGCUGAAUGACGACAUUGACAGUAAACCUGAAGUGAAGAAGGUCAGAGGAGGAGGAGGAGGAGCUGCCACUGCUAAGAAGCCUCCCUCCCCUCCUGAGGAACCCACCCCUCCCCCUCCCUGCAAGGACAAGGACAGUAGUGCUAGUCAAAAUGCGUCCAGCAGAAAGAAGACUGCAGCUGGCAGUCAAAAGCCUGCAGCUGGGAAGAAGCCUCUGGCCAAAGGUGCGAAAGAUGACGAAGACAAGUCCGGGCCGAUCUUCAUCCACGUCCCCAACGCCAAGGAGCAGCGGGUGAAGGAAGAGAAGCAGCUGAAGAUUUUAAAGUGGAACUUCAUCACUCCGAGAGACGAGUACGUGGAGCAGCUGAAGAGCCGGAUGUCCACCUGCACAGCCAAGUGGCUGCUGGACGAGCUUUUCCACAACGACUUCCAGAGACACGUCAAGGCCAUCGGAGUCAUGAUAGAGAGAUUGGAGAGCGAGCGCGAAGCCACGAUUAGUUGCCUGGACCUGAUCCUGAAGUGGGUCACGCUGCGCUUCUUCGACACAAACACCACCGUGCUGAUGAAGGUGCUGGAAUAUCUGAAGCUGCUGUUUGCCAUGCUGAACCGUGAGAACUACCACCUGACCGAGUUUGAGGCCAACUCUUUCAUCCCCUACCUCAUCCUCAAGGUCGGAGAACCGAAGGAUGUGGUUCGUAAAGAUGUGCGGGCCAUUCUGGGAAUGUUGUGUAAUGUCCACCCAGCGUCUAAGGUCUUCCCUUUACUCAUGGAGGGAACAAAGUCCAAGAACUCCAAACAGAGAGCUGAAUGUCUGGAGGAGCUGGGCUGUUUGAUCGAAGGCUACGGCAUGAACGUGUGUCAGCCGACUCCAGCCAAGUCCCUGAAGGAAAUCGCCGUUCACAUCGGCGACAGAGACACAUCUGUCCGCAACGCCGCCCUCAACACCGUGGUGGCAGUCUAUAACGCCUGUGGGGAACAAGUUUACAAACUCAUUGGAAACUUGUCUGAGAAAGACAUGAGCAUGCUGGAGGAGAGGAUCAAACGUUCAGCUAAGAAGACCCAAGCAGCGCCCGCCAAGCAGAACACGACGGAACGUUUUCAGAAGGAACAUCCAACUAACCCCAACGCCACCUUCCUCCGCAAGUCUGCCCAGGAAGACCCCAACAAACUCAAAAUAAUGUAUCGCACAUAUAGGAUCCAAACGGGUCAGAACUCACAGCACAGCGACUCCUCCCACCCUUCCAUCCCUAAGAGGUUCCAGCUGGACCUGGACACGAUCGAAAGCGACAUGGGCCCAGAGUGCAAGAUGCCAGAACUCAUCGAAUUCAAUCUGGAUGAGCUGUUGGAGCCCGUCCCCAUCCCAGAACGCCUGAUCAGAAGGAUGCAGUCUGGCCCCGCCCACUUUGAUCAGCUCCACUACAGCACCUCCUCCACCAUCAACCUGGUAAUUUCUCAGGUGGCCAGUGGAGACAUCAACACCAGCAUCCAGGCUCUGGCUCAGAUUGACGAGGUGCUGCGUCAGGAGGACAAAGCGGCCGUCAUGUCGGGACACAUCGAUCAGUUCCUCAUCGCAACACUCAUGCAGCUCAGGCUCAUCUACACCACACACAUGGCCGACGAGCGGCUGGACAAGAAGGAUAUCAUCAAACUGUAUAGCUGCAUCAUCGGGAACAUGCUGUCGCUCUUCUCCAUGGAGUCACUGGCCAAAGAGGCGUCCAUGGGCGUGUUGAAGGACCUGAUGCACGGCGUGAUCACGCUGAUGCUGGACAGCAGAGUGGAGGACAUCGAAGACGGACAGCAGGUCAUCAGGUCUGUCAACCUGCUCAUGAUCAGUGUCCUGGACAAGUCGGACAUGACCAACAUCAUCAGUGCUCUGCUGGUGCUGCUUCAGGACAGUUUGUUCAUGACGGCGUCUUCUCCUAUGUUCACUGAACUUGUCAUGAAGUGUCUGUGGAGGAUGAUCCGCUACCUCCCACAAACCAUCAAAAACAUGAACCUGGACCGGAUCUUACUAGACAUCCACAACUUCAUGAAGGUUUUCCCCAAAGACCAGCUGAAGAAGCUGAAGAGCGACGUCCCGUACCGGACCAUCAAGACUCUGCUGCACAUGAUCUGCAAACUCACUGGCGUCAAGAUCCUGGACCACCUGACCCUGAUCGAGAAUCGCAGCGAGUCGCAGCUGGAGACGUACAUGAGGCGCAUGGUCAAACUCUACGCCGUCGACGGCGAGCGAGACGAGAAGAGCGUUCUGCGAUCGGAGGACCGCAUGUCCAAGGCCAUGGUCAGCGACGUUCUGACGGAGAUCUUCAAGAAGAUCGGCUCCAAGGAGAAUACCAAAGAGGGUCUGACGGAGUUGUACGAGUUUAAGCAGAAGUAUCCGGACGUGGACCUGGAUCUGUUCCUGCAGCACACCACGCAGUUCUUCCAGAGCUACGUGGAGCGCGGCCUGCGUGUGAUUGAGUCCGAGAAAGAGAGCAAAGCUCCGGUCCAGAUCUCAGCAGUGAACCAACAACACAGUAUGGACUCAAAUAUGAGCAACGAAGAUGUCCAGAGAAGACUGAAGAUCCUCAGACAGAGAUGUGGUAUGGAGAACAUGUCCACUGGCGUGGGAGGGGGCGGAGACAGCGAGCCCCAGCCGCGCCCCCUCUUGUCCUCGGUGCCGCCAUCGAAGCCGUCGGUGCCGUCGUCGACAGACAUGCUUCACAGCAAACUGUCUCAGCUCAAAGAGUCCAGAGAGAUGUACCAGCAGGACCACACCCACUCUCCUGCACACACCCACACGCGUGGCUCCGCCCAGAGCAUGCAGCUCGACGACCUCAUGAAGCGUGUGGAGAAGAUGAAGGGCAGCUGGCAGUGAGGGCGGGGCCAUGCUGACCACACACACGUGUUUUAGCUUCUAUUCAAAUAUAUUAAAGUGUAGUCUGUUUUUUUACGUGUUUAAACAUCUGGACAGAGGGGGCGCUCACACACCCAGCACCAUUUCUCACAUCCCGCACUGCCCUGGAGCUAAUGCUAAGCUAACUACGGUCUCUGUAAAGUGUGUUAUUGACACACACACACACAAUUCCCUCACUCACUUCCUGCUCCGCCCAUUCCUCCAGGGUGUCUGAACAGAUUUUAUCGCUGAAUUAUUUCACGUUUCAACUUUACGCGGGAUUAGCGUCGCCGCUUCGACUUUGUACCGAUUCUUUGUCUGGUAAACGUGAACACAAACGCGACGCUACACAAAGGAAGUCCAUGUUAAUCCCACGUCAGUCGGUGACACAAACCCCGAUGUCAACAGUUAGCUUAGCUUAGCGUGACGGAGUGAAAAUGGCGCUGGUUGUGACGUGAACGUGUUGGUCUCGUGUCUGUAAAUACUUCAGUGUCGUCCACCGUCGCAGUGUAAAUGUGCGACCGCUGCCCCCUUGUGGCUGAGCACUUAACAUAGUCACAGUCACAGGGUCUAAGCGUCACGGAAAAUGGAAGCUUAUUUUGUCCGAUUUCAGUCCGUUUCUGCUCCGACCAGCGACUCUAAAAUCCACUGUUGUGCGUCGACGUUUAAGGAACUUAAAAACGGCGGCGCGUCGGUGCUCUCGGGCGUACGGUGGAUGUACAGAUGUGUUUGUGUGUAAAUACUGUAUGUAACACCCUCCACUAACCCCGCCCCCUCCCCUCCUGUUAUUUAAUGGCGGAGCAGGACACGAGAGCCGACAUGCUGGUGUGUUUUCAGGAGCAUAAAGAUGGUUAAAUUUCCUCCUGUAAAUAAAUCAGGUUUGCGUUUGACAACGAUGAUGGUGACGAUGAUGAAGAGUCGUCUGAAGAGUGAAAUCUUUGUUUUUGUAUUUAAUUUUGUCUCUGACUUAGUUUUUCUGUAUAAUUCACAGUGGAAAAUGGAAAUAAAGUCUUUCUGUUUUUUUUUUAAAAAAAAAACAA